Molecule: messenger RNA, 1030 nt
Organism: Drosophila willistoni
Lineage: Eukaryota; Metazoa; Arthropoda; Insecta; Diptera; Drosophilidae
Gene: Gar1
Product: probable H/ACA ribonucleoprotein complex subunit 1
Exons: 4
Coding region: 112-798 (228 amino acids)
Biological process (GO): snoRNA guided rRNA pseudouridine synthesis; ribosome biogenesis
Cellular component (GO): box H/ACA snoRNP complex
Molecular function (GO): box H/ACA snoRNA binding
Source: RefSeq, a predicted model, not a curated record
UCAGACCUGGAACUGGUUCCAAAGAACGAAUUUCAUAGAGGCAAUCGCGCACGUGUUUGUGUCUGUUGAUUUUAAUUUGAAUCUAACACGUUUUAAACCUUUUAAAUUUCAAUGGCAUUCGGAAGACCCCGUGGUGGCGGAGGCGGUGGCGGCGGCAGAGGAUUUCGUGGCGGUGGUGGUAGGGGCAGCGGCGGUGGAGGAGGCUUUGGAGGUGGCGGCGGAGGAAGAGGUUUUCGUAGUGGCGGUGGACGAGGAGGAUUCGAUCAAGGCCCGCCGGAGCGGGUCAUUCCGAUCGGCAACUUUGUUUACACAUGCCAGAAUGAUCUUGUUUGCAAGGUGGACAUCGACGAUGUACCAUACUUCAAUGCACCUAUAUUCUUGGAGAACAAAGAGCAGGUUGGCAAAAUCGACGAAAUCUUUGGCACUGUUCGGGACUAUUCAGUCUCUAUAAAGCUGUCAGAAAAUGUUUAUGCAAACAGUUUUAAGCCCCAACAAAAGCUCUUCAUUGAUCCGGGCAAGCUGCUGCCGAUUUCAAGAUUUUUGCCAAAACCUCCGCAGCCCAAGGGCGCCAAGAAAAAGGGUGGCGUAAAUAACCGUGGUGGCACAGGUGGUGGUCGCGGAGGCGGAGGUGGCUUUAACAGAGGAGGAUCGGGCGGCGGUCGUGGAGGCGGCUUCAACCGAGGUGGUUCGGGUGGACGUGGUGGCGGCGGAAACUUCCGAGGGGGCGGCGGUCGUGGAGGCGGCAACUUCAACAAAGGUCGUGGCGGAAACGGGGGUGGCGGUCGCGGACGUUGGUAGUUUGAUAAUAAUCUUAGCAGCGUUAAUUAUUAUCCAUAGAAAUAUAAGACAGUAUGUACGUUUGUUUGUAAAUUAGUGGAGCUCAAUUCCAAUGAAAUAUGAAUAAUUUUAGUUUGCAGUUAACAAAGAGUCGACGUAUGUAGAUAUAACGCAGAUGACAUUUUGAAAUCCUAUCCUACGUUUGUAAUACAAUUUUUGUAAAAUAAACCAUUAACAUCUAAAAACAGAAAAA